AUGAGAGGUACGAGCCUCUCUAGCUUCCGGACGGUGACUCGGCCGGCGUUUUCAAACCCUCCGGACCCACCGGUACCUCCAGACCCUCCCCCACCGGUCACGGAUCUGAAGCCGACGGCCGAGACUCUCUCCCCACUCCCCCUCGUAUUGACUAAAACGAGUCGUCCCCUUCCUCCAUCACCGCCAGAUCUAACCUAG
This is a messenger RNA of Arabis nemorensis, 198 nucleotides long. Lineage: Eukaryota; Viridiplantae; Streptophyta; Magnoliopsida; Brassicales; Brassicaceae. The record is from the annotation of a GenBank genome assembly.